Molecule: messenger RNA, 3073 nt
Organism: Suricata suricatta (meerkat)
Lineage: Eukaryota; Metazoa; Chordata; Mammalia; Carnivora; Herpestidae
Gene: DCAF11
Product: DDB1 and CUL4 associated factor 11
Exons: 15
Coding region: 714-2354 (546 amino acids)
Biological process (GO): proteasome-mediated ubiquitin-dependent protein catabolic process
Cellular component (GO): Cul4-RING E3 ubiquitin ligase complex
Molecular function (GO): protein binding
Source: RefSeq, a predicted model, not a curated record
CGUCCGCAGUCCUCCGGCCGGGAAGCCAGGAGAUGCAUGACGAAGGAGGCGCGUGACGGAGGAGCGGUUGGCCAACGCUGCGGCCGCAGUCGGUGUAAACAAGGCCUUGCGACCCUGCGGGUCCUGCGACCGCUCCUGGCUGGUGGGUGGUCUUGCGCGCGGCUGUAACCGCCGGCUUCAGUGGGAGGGGCUUUUCAGCUUCUCCUUGCCUCCCCCACUUGGCGUACACACCCCCGGCACACCACGUGGGCGUGAGGCGAGAAAGGAGGGGGUGUUAGGCGGAAUUCUAACCUCAUUGGCUGUCGGUGCUGCCGGCUUUUGCAAAGAAGCGCUCUGAUUGGUCGGUAAGGGGGGCGUCGGGGGUCUCCGAGCCCUAAGGCUUCUGAUUGGAUACAUGAUAUAAGCUAAUGAGGCGCUUUCUUCCGCGAGGGGUUUUGAUUGGUCGGCCAGAGAGGUUACCUGGGAAUUCACCCACCCACUCCCCUCAGGGACUUUGAUAGGAUUGGGGAAGGUUUGUGGUCCUGAAGCCUUGGGAGUUGUCACAGGCUAAAGAGAAGGGAUCUCAGUCCUUAGGAAGGGUCGCACUCCUAGAGAUAGCUACCGCUCUAUCUCAGGAGACCCUGGUGUUUCUAGAGCAGGCUCUGCUUUCACCAAACCCAAGGAGGUGACAGGAGGAGUCUCUGCACAGGACCUAAUGAUGCUGUGAUCAGAAGAUGGGAUCACGGAACAGCAGCAGUGCAGGAACUGGGUCCGGAGACCCCUCCGAGGGCUUGCCCCGAAGAGGGGCUAGCCUGCGUCGGAGUGAGGAAGAGGAAGAGGAGGAUGAAGAUGUGGAUCUGGCCCAGGUACUGGCCUAUCUCCUCCGCAGAGGCCAAGUGAGGUUGGUGCAGGGAGGAGGUGCGGCAAAUUUACAACUCAUCCAGGCCCUUUCAGAUUCAGAGGAAGAGCAUGACAGUGCUUGGGAUGGCCGUCUCGGAGAUCGAUACAACCCACCCGUGGAUGCAACUCCUGACACCCGGGAGCUGGAAUGCAAUGAGAUCAAGACGCAAGUGGAAUUGGCCACAGGGCGGCUGGGACUUAGGCGGGCCGCCCGGGAGUACAGCUUUCCUCAAAUGCUACACCAGAGAGAACGGGGCCUCUGCCACCGGGGAAGCUUCUCCCUUGGAGAACGGUCUCGAAUGAUGUCUCACUUCUUGCCCAACGAUCUGGGUUUCACUGAUACCUUCUCUCAGAAAGCUUUCUGCGGCAUCUACAGCAAAGAUGGUCAGAUCUUCAUGUCUGCUUGCCAAGACCAGACGAUCCGACUGUAUGACUGCCGGUAUGGCCGCUUCCAUAAAUUCAAGAGCAUCAAGGCCAGGGACGUAGGCUGGAGUGUCCUGGACGUGGCCUUCACCCCUGAUGGGAACCACUUCCUAUAUUCCAGCUGGUCUGAUUACAUUCAUAUCUGCAACAUCUACGGGGAGGGAGACACACACACUGCCCUGGAUCUAAGGCCAGAUGAGCGUCGCUUUGCUGUCUUUUCCAUCGCCGUCUCCUCAGAUGGCCGGGAAGUGUUAGGAGGGGCCAAUGAUGGCUGCCUGUAUGUCUUUGAUCGAGAACAGAACCGGCGCACCCUUCAGAUUGAGUCCCACGAGGAUGACGUGAAUGCAGUGGCCUUUGCUGACAUAAGCUCCCAAAUCCUGUUCUCUGGGGGCGAUGAUGCCAUCUGCAAAGUGUGGGAUCGACGCACCAUGCGGGAGGAUGACCCCAAGCCUGUGGGUGCACUGGCUGGACAUCAGGACGGCAUCACCUUCAUUGACAGCAAGGGUGACGCCCGGUAUCUCAUCUCCAAUUCCAAAGACCAGACCAUCAAGCUUUGGGAUAUCCGACGCUUUUCUAGUCGGGAAGGUAUGGAAGCCUCACGGCAGGCUGCCACACAGCAAAACUGGGACUACCGCUGGCAGCAGGUACCCAAAAAAGCCUGGCGGAAACUGAAGCUCCCAGGAGACAGCUCCCUGAUGACCUACCGGGGCCAUGGGGUGCUGCACACCCUUAUCCGCUGCCGAUUCUCCCCGACCCAUAGCACCGGCCAGCAGUUCAUCUACAGCGGCUGCUCUACUGGCAAAGUGGUUGUGUAUGACCUCCUCAGCGGCCACAUCGUGAAGAAGCUGACCAACCACAAGGCCUGUGUGCGUGACGUCAGCUGGCACCCCUUCGAGGAAAAGAUUGUCAGCAGUUCGUGGGACGGGAACCUGCGUCUCUGGCAGUACCGCCAGGCCGAGUACUUCCAAGACGACAUGCCAGAGUCGGAAGAGCCCCCCAGUGCCCCUGCCCCAGUGCCCCGCCCCUCUGCAGCCUUUUCCUCGCCCCAGUAGACCUGAUCUCCAGCCCUCUACACGGGUGAGCCUCUUACAUGUGCUCUGCCGCCUCCCUUCUGGGAGGCCUGUGGGAAAUCCUUGGCAUUGGAUGGGGGAGAAGCCCAUACCCGGGCUUUGGGGCCCUAGCUGAGCCCUGGAAGUUCCCCUCCAAGGGGCAGAGUGGUCUCCUCACUUUCUCACACCCAGUGGCUUGGAUGUCUGUCUCUGGCCAGGGUUAGGCAGGACUGCCAUUAUCUGGGGUGUGGCCUUUGUCAGGAAGAGAACUGUUGGAGCGUUUCUAAUCAUGUUUGGAUAUUAAGUGUUAGCUCCUAGAGUAGAUGCCUGGGGCCAGGUCUGAACCGAGCUAUCAGCCAGGCCCAUUGCCCUGGCCUUCAUGUUGAGGAUUAGACUGGCCAAUUUGAGGGCCAGGCAUCCUGGCCAUUCUUCCAGAGGUCCUGAAGGCUAGAGCUCUAGCCGCUUAGGGGAGGGUGGGGUGAGUAAGGCGUGUCCUCAGCACCCUCUUGGGAUGGGAAUUACAUUUCUCUCUGUGUCUGGGUCUUUGGGGUGGGACAGGUUGUGGUGUGAGAGGCUCCAUGUGGCCCCACACAGGGCAGGCCCUCCUUCCCAGACUUCUGUCAUGCUGGAGGCCAGCAGCUUCAAGGAGGGAUGUUGAAGUAGGACUCCUUGGUCCUCUCACUGGCUUUGGCUCCCUCAAUAAAUUCUCUGUGGGAACCUGG